Molecule: messenger RNA, 294 nt
Organism: Racocetra persica
Lineage: Eukaryota; Fungi; Glomeromycota; Glomeromycetes; Diversisporales; Gigasporaceae
Source: the annotation of a GenBank genome assembly
AACAAACAGAAUUGCUUUCUCAAUCAUUAUAUGUUGAGAUUGAUAUGGUGUUCAAAAGAAUUCACGGUGCUACAAAUGAGUGGAAAAUUUGUGCAUAUGUUCAUCGUUAUCAAAAAGCGCUUAUUAUUGCACGAGUUUUUACAAAUUUUCAAUCAGCUAAAGCAUAUCAAUAUUUAUUCGAGGAUUUGUUUGAUAUUGUUGAAAAUGAUAUGUACAAGCCAUUUGAAUUUCAGCACAUUCAUGGUCGUGGAUUAGGCUGUAUAAUUGUGGAUGAACAUCAAGGACAAGCACUUG